Messenger RNA from Colletotrichum navitas, 1978 nucleotides. RefSeq names its product aminotransferase class I and II. The coding region runs from base 359 to 1756 and encodes 465 amino acids. NCBI's taxonomy places the organism in Eukaryota, Fungi, Ascomycota, Sordariomycetes, Glomerellales, Glomerellaceae. The record is from RefSeq and is a predicted model, not a curated record. The transcript is spliced from 7 exons. Gene Ontology annotation, biological process: biosynthetic process. Gene Ontology annotation, molecular function: pyridoxal phosphate binding.
AGCAGGGAUUCCCAAGCCAACGUCAGGCCCCAAGUGCUGGUGACGAGAGGCCUUUGGCAGUUACCCAGUUUCCCUGUAUAAGACGCGUUGUGUGCCCCUUGCUGCCUCACCUUGCAAAGAUGAAGAGCGAAUCUCCCCCCUCUUAGCUUCAAGCUUCACCGUCUCUUGCUUUCUUUCCCUCUUCACCUUCCCCAGGUUAUUCCCCAGCCUGGUGAACAAACGGGGCGACCGACAUUUCGCCGCCUACAAAACUCUGUUUCUCCAGCUGCCGCUUUCCGAUCGAAGCAUUAGGAGUUUCCGAACGUCAAUUCUCAACCAAAAUUAAGCGCUAUUGACAGCCUAGGGCUAAUAGAGCAAGAUGUUCAACAACCGAAAGUUCUCGAUCAACCGGCACACCGGUGUGCCCAAGCCCAGACGCUUUAGUAUCGGCGAGAUUGGAGGCAACGAGGUCCAGUCCAAGACUCACAGACAGUUCCGUAACGCCCACGAGGGCCACCAGCCCCAUGCUGGUCUUGAUGCCAGCCGAUCCUCCACCGGUGUCGUCUGGUGCACUGAGCGCGCCUCCGAGUAUGGCUUCCUCGAGGACCCCGACUCUUGGGCCAAUUUGGGUCAAGGUGCCCCUGAAGUCGAAGAUGACAUUGCCGGUUGCUUCCCUCGCCCCACUACCAUCGACAUCUCGAUGGCCGGUCGCGAGUACGGCCCUACUGCGGGUAUCAAGGAACUUCGCGAGGCUGUCGCUAACCUCUACAACGUCAUGCACCGCGAGGGCAAGGACAGCAAGUACACCUGGGAGAACGUCGCUAUUGUUCCCGGGGGUCGCGCCGGUCUGAUUCGUAUCGCUGCCGUUCUUGGCAACUCCUAUCUCUCCUUCUUCUUGCCCGACUAUACCGCCUACAACGAGAUGCUGUCCCUCUUCAAGAAUUUCUCUGCCAUUCCCGUCCCUCUGUCCGAGGAGGACGGCUAUCACAUUCACCCCGACCGCAUUGCUGAGGAGAUUUCCCGUGGUUCCUCCGUCAUCCUGACCUCGAACCCUCGUAACCCCACCGGUCGUGUCGUUGCCAACCCCGAGCUGGCCGAGAUCCAAGACAUCUGCCGUGGCCGCGCCACCUUCAUCAGUGACGAGUUCUACUCUGGCUACAACUACACUAGCAACUGUGACGGCAACACUAUCUCUGCUGCAGAGAACGUCGAGGACGUCGACGAGGACGAUGUUCUCAUCAUCGAUGGCUUGACCAAGCGCUUCAGACUCCCAGGCUGGCGUAUCGCAUGGAUCCUGGGUCCCAAAGAGUACAUCAAGGCUAUCGGCUCCUGUGGUAGCUACCUUGAUGGUGGCGCCAACCACCCUUUCCAGGAGGCGGCUGUUCCCAUGCUCGACCCCACCCUGGUCAAGGCGGAGAUGGUCUUCCUCCAGAAGCACUUCCGCGACAAGCGUGACUACGUCGUUCGCAGACUGCGCGAGAUGGGUUUCAUCAUCAAAUAUGUCCCCGACUCGACUUUCUACCUCUGGCUGAACCUCGAGGGUCUCCCUGGCCCGAUUUCUGACGGUCUCAACUUCUUCCAGGCCUGUUUGGAGGAGAAGGUCAUCGUCGUUCCUGGCAUUUUCUUCGACCUGAACCCGUCGAGACGUCGUGAUCUUUUCGAUAGUCCUUGCCAUCACUUUGUGCGUUUCUCGUACGGCCCCAGGAUGGAGACCCUGAAGAAGGGCUGCGACGGCAUCGAGCGUGUUGUCAACAAGUUCCGCAAGUCUUCCGACUAAAUGCGGUGAGAGAAUGGUCAGAGUUAGCCGUUUGGAUGGAAUCGACGAUAAGGGUAAGCCAAGAAAAAACACGCCAAGGCGAGACCAAUAUUCCAAUGUUCAGUACCUGCAUGCAUACACGCAGACAGCACAGAUAAUGCCGAAAUGAUCCACGCGCCAAUAGGGUGACGUGUCCACACAAUGAAGAAUCGAAGAUCAAGAUUCACUGCAUACGGUGCAGUU